Molecule: messenger RNA, 1056 nt
Organism: Microthlaspi erraticum
Lineage: Eukaryota; Viridiplantae; Streptophyta; Magnoliopsida; Brassicales; Brassicaceae
Source: the annotation of a GenBank genome assembly
AUGGGUUCGAAGGCUAACGCCAUUUCUUAUGGCUCUGCAUUAGUUGUAUCGCUUCUUGUUCUUGUUCUUCUUCAAGAAGCAGAAGGAUGUGAUAUGUUCACGGGGCGGUGGGUGAAGGACGCUUCUUACCCACUUUACGAUCCCUCCACGUGUCCCUUCAUACGGCGCGAGUUCGGCUGCAAGAAAAAUGGACGGCCGGAUCUCGAUUACCCUACUUUCAGAUGGCAGCCUCAGAGCUGCAAAUUAGCAAGGUUCAACGGAGUGGAGUUUUUGGAGAAAAAUAGAGGGAAGAAGAUAAUGUUUGUGGGUGACUCUCUUAGCUUAAAUCAAUGGCAAUCUUUGACAUGUAUGCUUCAUUCUUCUGUUCCAAACUCGCCUUAUGUUGUAACCACACAAGGCAGUAUCUCAACCUUCACAUUCCAGGAGUAUGGAGUGGAGUUGAAGCUUGAUAGGAAUGUGUAUCUGGUAGACAUAGUGAGGGAGAAGAUUGGGAGAGUGUUGAAGCUUGAUUCGAUCAACGAUGGAAAGUAUUGGUCAGGUAUGGAUACAUUGAUCUUCAACACUUGGCAUUGGUGGAGCCGGAGAGGUCCUACACAACCAUGGGACUUUAUUCAAAUAGGGACAAACGUUACAAAGGACAUGGACCGCGUUGAAGCAUUUGAAAUCGCACUUGGGACUUGGGGCAAAUGGGUCGAUACGGUCGUAGAUACUACAAAAACUAGAGUAUUUUUCCAAGGAAUUUCACCGUCUCACUACAAGGGAGCUCUAUGGGGUGAACCAACGGCUAGGAGUUGCGCGGGACAGAAGGAACCACUAUUAGGGACAAAGUAUCCAGGAGGAUUGCCAGCAGAAGUUGGAGUUUUGAAGAGAGCCCUCGGGAAAAUAUCCAAACCGGUGACGUUGCUAGACAUUACUCUGCUCUCAUUGCUUCGCAAAGAUGGUCAUCCUUCGGUUUACGGUCUAGGCGGCCGAACCUCUAAUGAUUGCAGCCACUGGUGUCUCUCUGGUGUACCGGAUACUUGGAAUGAGAUUCUUUACAAUUAUAUGGUUAAGUAG